Molecule: messenger RNA, 1703 nt
Organism: Eruca vesicaria subsp. sativa (arugula)
Lineage: Eukaryota; Viridiplantae; Streptophyta; Magnoliopsida; Brassicales; Brassicaceae
Source: the annotation of a GenBank genome assembly
GACGUCUAGCUUGAGGGCUUCCCCACACUUUACAUAUAGAAAGAUGGCGACAGGGACUGUAUUGGCGACGUCGGUGAGCAAUGGCGGAGGGAAUAGUUGUUGCAAGUCCGGUCCGGGUUACGCAAGCCCUCUCGCAGCCAUGUCCGGUCCACGGGAAAAGCUCAUAUAUGUCACUGCCCUCUACUCCGGAACGGGGCAAGAGAAACCGGACUACUUGGCUACGGUAGAUGUGGAUCCAAACUCACCAACAUAUUCAAGCGUCAUUCAUAGACUGAAAAUGCCUUAUAUAGGCGAUGAGCUUCAUCACACUGGUUGGAACUCAUGUAGCUCUUGUCAUGGUGAUGCUUCUGCUGAUAGACGUUUCCUCGUAUUACCAGGCUUAAUAUCUGGUCGCAUAUAUGCGAUUGACACAAAGACAGACCCAAAGGCCCCGUCCUUGUAUAAAGUUGUAGAGCCUAAAGAGAUUUUAGAGAAGACCGGAUUGGCCUUCCCCCACACGUCUCAUUGCCUUGCCACGGGGGAUAUGUUGGUCUCUUGCCUUGGUGACAAAGAAGGAAACGCCAAAGGGAACGGGUUUCUCCUUCUUGACUCUGAUUUUAACGUCAAAAGCAGGUGGGACAAACCAGGGCAUAGUCCAAUGUUUGGGUAUGAUUUCUGGUACCAACCUCGUUUCAACACGAUGAUCAGCACAUCUUGGGGAGCACCUAAAUCAUUCUCCAAAGGUUUCAAUCUCCAGCAUGUUGCUGAUGGCUUGUAUGGAAGUCAUUUACACGUUUAUAAAUGGCCAGAAGGUGAAAUGAAACAGAUUAUUGACCUUGGUAAUACUGGUCUCUUACCCCUUGAGAUUAGAUUCUUGCAUGAUCCGUCUAAAGAUAUAGGGUAUGUUGGGAGUGCCUUGUCAAGUAAUAUGAUAAGAUUUUUCAGGAACAGUGAUGACACAUGGAGCCAUGAGGUAGUUAUAUCUGUUAAACCCCUGAAAGUAGAAAACUGGAUUCUUCCAGAAAUGCCAGGGCUUAUCACUGACUUCUUGAUCUCCCUCGAUGAUCGUUUUUUCUACUUUGUGAACUGGCUUCAUGGAGACAUACGUCAGUACAACAUCGAAGACCCUAAGAACCCUGUCUUAACCGGACAAAUUUGGGUAGGAGGAUUACUACAAAAUGGCAGUUCUGUUAAGGCUGUUAGAGAGGAUGGUAGCACUUACCAGUUUGAUGUUCCUCAGAUCAAGGGGAGAUCACUAAGAGGAGGACCACAGAUGAUUCAACUGAGCCUUGAUGGGAAGAGAUUGUAUGCAACAAACUCACUGUUUAGCGCGUGGGACCGUCAGUUUUACCCGGAACUCAUGGAUAAAGGAUCACACAUUAUUCAGAUUGAUGUUGAUACAGAGAAAGGUGGUCUAUCCAUAAACCCUGAUUUCUUUGUUGACUUUGGUGAUGAACCAGAUGGUCCUGCGCUUGCCCAUGAGAUGAGAUAUCCAGGUGGUGACUGCACUUCCGAUAUAUGGAUUUGAAAUUGGAAGAGUGAGUUCGUUGUCUUAUGUUUAAAUUGUGUAUUUAGAGUUGUUAUGUGUGAGCUGAAUAAAAAGCCAAGUAAUCGUAAUGGUGCUUUGUAAAAAAAGAUUUUACAUUUUGAACCUGGAUAAGACCUACGCCUUGCGGAAGGUGAAGGUAUGUAAUUAAAAUAUAAAAUUUUAGUAUUGACAAAUU